CAGUCGCGCUCCGAGCGUCAUACAUCGAGCACGUCGGGGGCGCCGCGCCGACCCGCAGCGUGCCACUGUUGUGUCAGACCAACGAGCCAGCUCGGAGCAACGUUCCGGCGCAAUAAUGGCUCUCAAUUCGGACGGUGAACAGAAAUCGAACCUGGUCCUUCGCGUGGACCAGGACUCCGACUCGGUUCUGCAAUCCUUGUUCGACACAGUGCUCAAACCGGACUCGAAACGACCGCUACAGGUGCCUCUGCGUAUGCGACAGCUUCCAAAGUCGUUCUUUAACCCGCCAUCGACCGGUUCUAAGUCGCCGUCGGUGUCUCACUCGCGAGAGAACUCGGCUGACUCCGCGUUCGGGUCGUCGUCUGCCACAGGCUCGGCUCCAAUAUCUCACUCCAGAGCGCACUCCUCGCCUGCCAGCCUGCAGCAGACUUACGCUGCAGGACAGCAGAAUCAGCAACCGCCUUUGCACCACCAGCACUCCAAACAGAGAUCGUAUGAUGUCGCAUCUCAUAUUGCUGAUGAACUGGGCCCAUUGCCAGCGGGGUGGGAACAGGCGAGGACUCCAGAGGGACAAAUUUACUAUCUAAAUCACAUAACUAAAACCACCACUUGGGAGGACCCACGCAAGACAUUAGCCGCUCAGACAGUUGCCAGCGGGGUGCAGCAUCAGAGUGCAGAGACGCUUCUGACACAGAACGCACCAGCUCACAAUAUAGCUGCAACAACCACAGCACCGAAGAACACAAGCAGUAAUUCGACAAGUGAUCCCCUAGGCCCCCUACCAGAAGGUUGGGAACAAGCGACCACACCUGAAGGAGAGAUUUAUUUUAUUAAUCACGCCGCCCGCACAACAUCCUGGUUCGAUCCUAGAAUACCUCAACACUUACAACGUACGCCAGCAGCAAGCGCUGGUGUCGCGGGCGGCGGAUGGGCUAACGCUUCGGUACAAGCUUGCCAGCAGAAACUACGUCUGCAGUCCUUGCAGCUCGAGAGAGAGCGACUUAAACAACGUCAGCAGGAGAUACGGCUCCAGCAAGAGCUGAUGGCGCGGCAGUCAUCGUCGAUCGUGUCUUCCCUGGCGAGCAGCACAGGAGCAGCAACUACAGACUUAUCUCUCGACCCGUUCCUUCCGGGCCUGAACGACCACCAGCGACAGGAGUCAGCCGACAGUGGGCUUGGCAUGGCAGUGACGCAGUCAUAUUCCAUGCCUCACACUCCCGAGGGCUUCCUCGGCAUGGAUGAUCGUAUGGACUGCACCAGUGAGUCUGGCGCGAAUCUCGACAAUGAUAUUACUCUUGGUGAUACUGACGAUUUGUUGGGCGAAUUUACAAAUGACAUAUUACUGGACGAUGUGCAGUCCUUAAUAAACUCUACUCCGAAUAAGCCGGAUAACGUGUUGACCUGGCUUUAAGGCACAAGGAAAAUGCCCUUUGCAUGCGCACAAGCCACGAACUACGUAUUAAGGCUUAGACAGACGCCUGCACCAAGUGAAUAGGCCAACAUAUGAACGACAGUGACAAUAAAUUGUGCUUCAAAAACGUAAAUUAAAGGAUAAAUAUUACGUUUGGACAUAUUUAUAAGCACGGGAAAUUAAAUGUAAUAGGCUCAUUUUCAAAAUGUAAUGGACAUGCGAGAAUAUUAUUUGGCUGAGGCUACUCAUGUAUUACUAAAAACUCAUAAUCAUCUCUGCAUUUAUUCGAUCGAGAUGUGACUAAACGAAUACUUACGAUGUUUUGCGUCUAUGUCAGCUAUGGUUUAAGCAUUAUUCGUGUGGAUUAACAUAUUUCGUGCAUUGAUUGUCAAUACGGAUUAAUGUUGGUGGGUUCAUAUUUGUUCAUUUUCAAUCAGUAUCAUGCAUUUUGACACGGUCUUGUAAUAAUUGAUUUUGGGUUUAAGUUGUCUUAUUAGUAUUAGUCUGGUGUAAUUUACUCUAGAAGAUGUUUCACUUCAGACCCAAUGACUGGUGCUUGAAAUACCACUUUAGUGGGCUUUUAGAGACCCCUCAAACUGCAGACUUUUGAUCGGCCGAUAGUUUGGUUGGUUUCUUAAUCAGUAUGAGAGUGCGCACAUUAUAACGAUUCGGUAUUGGCCGACAAAAAAGUUUGAUGGGCUACACGAUUGGCUUCAAACUGAACCGUCAGCAAACUAUCGGCUGACUGUUAAAUCAGUACAGCGCUCUUCUAGGCGCGCAAACCACCGAUUGUUUAGUCGACAGACUGAUCAAUAGCCGACUUAAAACUAAUAGCGAAACGUCCCUAAAACUGUCGGCCGAUAGUUGUCUAGUGUGCGCACUCAUCACAGACCCAACUGUUUAGUCGGGCCAGUGUGCGCACUUAACAGUCGUACUCAACCAAACUAUCGGCCGAUAGAAAGUCUGCAGUUUGCGGGGUCUCUUAGUAAAUUAUAUUUAAACAUUGUGAAUUCUAAACUACAAUGUUAGUACGUGUAUAAUUGCAAAAACUGAUAUUUGACCAGAUGUAUAUUACAAUUACUGUCUUACGUAAACUAUGCUUGAUGAAAUUAAAUUGCAUACUGAUAAAUAUGAACUUACCAAAAAGUAAAUGCUAGGGCAUUUUGAUUACCAUGUCGAUCUUUCAAGACUGUGUGUUGUGGAACUAAUAAAUUAUUAAAUGCUAAAUAAAUUGCGUAUUUAGCCACAACAAUAAAUCAUGGCUAGUCAAAUGUAAAUAAUUAGGACUGCCAAAUACCUGGGCGCCAGGAAGCGACAAACUUUAUCGCAUACCUUCUUUCAUCGCGAAAGAAGCAAUAUGUCUUCCAGAUUCAUUAGCACGCAAGGUUUCCCUCAUUCUUUCCUUUUCAAGAAUUUCGGAAAGCCUCGUUCAUAGACUAGACUAAUAUAACAUGUAUUGAUAUUGACAAAAUAUAAGAUUAACGAUGAAACUACAAUUGUGAUAACAUCUCGACAUAACAGUGCCUUAUUGUGCCUUUAAAUAAUUGUGUAUUUAUUGUGUUAUGUUAUUAAGGUAAUUUUAAAAAUAUAUUUCUACACUUUUUUAUCGUUAGAUCUACAUACAUCGAUUUUCUACAUUGUAUAAUGUUUUUAGGUUAUAAUUAAAUUUUUAUGAUGUGAAUGUGUUUUAGUAAUGUUUUUUUUAUCUACUUACACCGUCCUUGUGUAUUUUCGAGAUUAUAAAUUAGAUUAGAACGUGAAUUUCAGUACUGGUUAUUCGCGAUGUAGUUAGUAAUAUCGGCAUCUAUUAGUUAUAAUUAUUGUUUGGAAGUGGAAAGUGCCUUAGUAAUGUGUGCGAGCGAAGGUGACGCUGGCAAUGUAACAAUAAGAAAUAUCUAAAAUAAAGUUGUUACAUUAUUUUAUCUUUGAUAACGAUAAUUUGCGUGUGUGUCUUUAUUCGUAAGAUAACCGAACAGUUUGCAAACGCUGCCGUAAGCAACGUGGCUCUAAGUGCAAUAAUAAAAUGGAGUAAUGGCAAAAAUAUCUUUUAUAUUCGCCUUUUGUUUGUGCGGUAUUGUUAUAAAUUCUAUUUGUUUCAAAACUACUUAAAUAUACGCACAAUAUCUGAUUUAAUUUGAAAUGUUUGUAACUUGACGAUGGAAAUGUUCAUUAAUAAUUUUAAAAGCCCACCUAGUCCUUAAUUUGUGUCAAUUCAAAUAAGGCCUAUUAUUUAAAAAUACUACAUUGAAAACUUUGCCAUAUUAGUAAAUGUACUUUAUUCUCGUAAGACUUAAAUGUAAUCUUCAUUUAUGUUAAAUAGUGUUUAAUGUCAACUGUAUUAAGUUGGCUACACACGGCAGGACCGCCUAUAUUUUGAACGAAACGACGAUAUAUUGAAGACUACUAGUAUUCUUCAUCGAAAUCACGAAUCGAAUGCCAAUGGAUUUAACAAGUACAUUGAAUUAAUAUCGCCAUUUGAAAGCCUACCAUGUUUAAUACUUAAUAUUCGUAAAACAUGGCUAAUGGUGGCUUGUUGCCGUGUGAAGCAUUUCUGUCUAUUUUAAUUAGCUGUAAUGGUGCUGGGAUAAUUUUACAUUUAAUUUUGUACUCUGUAGUUGCCUACGCUGUAUUUUAUUGUAUUUGUCGUGUAUUCUUGUAUUUUGUAGGUUAUAGUGCUUUUCAUAUUGUUCAGUUCAUUAUUCUGCAAUCAGUUUCUUACCUGCUUCUUUAGUUUUAAUUGUAUCUAAUAAGAGUAUGUAUGACACCCUGUCAUAUAUUAUUUUGGUUACAUUUUGUGUAUUAUUAGUAAUAAUACGAGAAAGCCAAAAUCGAGAGGCAUUAUUAUCUAGUGAAGUUCUAUUCACUUUCAGCUUCGUUCACAAGAAUCAAACUUCAGGCCUCGAAAAAUAACAACUGUUCUCGUUUUUAAUAAAAAAUACGAUUGUAUCAGUUGCCUAAAAAAUAAAAAUGAAGUGUUAUUUUAUUAAACAGUUGAUAAAAUUACAUAGAUUUGUCUGUCUGCGACAUAAUACAAACAUUCCACGUUGCUUCCUUGCUCGCCGUGCCUGAUCCGACGUUCGAUAGUGUGCAACCGGCUUAAGGAAUAAUUUUCAGAACAAUAUUUCAAGUAUUGCACACGGCACAAUAUAUCACAAGUACUUAUGUGUACUUAAAUAGCCUUUUAUUAUAUUUUUAUAGUAAGGUCCCUAUUUGCAGAUGCGUUUUUGUGGAUUGAAGUACUAUUUACUAUUUUUAAUAGGCGCCUUUAUUAGGUGUAAAAAUGACACAAAACCGCAUCUGCGUGUGAGUGUCCUAAACCAAAUUAAAAGGAUAAUAAAAUAUCAUUAAAUACAUUUUCAAAUUAUUUCUUGAAUUGCACAAUGUUGUUGAAAGUUCGUAAAACAUUUACGAAUUAGAAAAUAAAACAAGAACUCAAAUGUUGACGAACAUUUAAUAACAAAUUAUUCAACAUCUCAUAUUAUUUUACAAACAUUUUCGCCGACAUGCAAGUUUUCAUUGUAGUGUAUGUGACGUAUCAAUGUUAUAACAAUGAAAUUAUAAUCAUCGUCCCCUGUAAUCUAUACAGUAAUUUAAUUAUAUUAUAAAACUCAAAAUUCUUAUUAAUAAAUAAAUAUUUGUUUUAAUAUCAA
This is a messenger RNA of Leptidea sinapis, 5061 nucleotides long. It is a transcript of the gene yki, whose product is annotated as transcriptional coactivator YAP1. The record is from RefSeq and is a predicted model, not a curated record. Gene Ontology annotation, biological process: hippo signaling; positive regulation of transcription by RNA polymerase II. NCBI's taxonomy places the organism in Eukaryota, Metazoa, Arthropoda, Insecta, Lepidoptera, Pieridae. Gene Ontology annotation, cellular component: cytoplasm; nucleus. The transcript is spliced from 6 exons. Gene Ontology annotation, molecular function: transcription coactivator activity; protein binding. The coding region runs from base 116 to 1411 and encodes 431 amino acids.